AUGUUGCUCGAUGCGGGACCCCAGUUCCCGAGCCUCGGGGUGGGUACAUUCGCCAGGCACCACCACCACCAUCACCACCACCACCACUCUGGCGCCGAUAUGUCCGAACGGGACCUCGGCUUGUCUCAGAACAGCUUCGUCGACUCGCCUCACAUGGGAGCUUUCAAACUGAACAGCGGAGUCCACCACGACCUGUCGUCCCCGGGUCAGAGCUCGGCUUUCAGCUCGCAGGCGACCGCCGGGCCGGGCUACGCGGCCGCUUUAGCUCCCCACGCCGCUCAUGUGAGCUCCUACUCGGGCGCGGCUUUCAACUCCACCCGGGAGUUUCUGUUCCGGAGCCGAGGCUUCAGCGAGUCGAGCCCAGGCUCCAGCCAGCACGGGAUCUUCGGGCCGAACCCGGGCAGCCUUCACUCCGAGCCCCCGGGGCAUCUGCUGUUCCCCGGGAUUCACGAGCAAGGAGCGUCCCAUUCGUCCCCAAACGCUCACGUCCUCAACGGCCAGAUGCGCCUGGGUCUACCCGGGGAAGUGUUCGGCCGCUCGGAUCAGUGUCCCAGGACUGACCCUUACUCGGCGGCUCAACUCCACCACCCCAACUAUAGCCACAUGAACAUGAGCAUGAAUAUGGCAGCUGCUCACCACCAUCAUGGCCCUGGAGCUUUCUUCAGGUACAUGAGGCAGCCCAUCAAGCAAGAGCUCAUCUGCAAGUGGGUCGACCCCGAGCAGAUGAGCAGCCCCAAGAAAUCGUGCAAUAAAACUUUCAGCACCAUGCAUGAGCUGGUCACCCAUGUCACGGUGGAGCACGUCGGCGGACCCGAGCAGACCAACCACAUCUGUUUCUGGGAGGAGUGCGCCCGGGACGGCAAACCUUUCAAAGCCAAAUACAAACUGGUGAACCAUAUCAGGGUGCACACGGGAGAGAAGCCGUUCCCCUGCCCUUUCCCUGGCUGUGGGAAAGUUUUCGCCAGGUCGGAAAACUUAAAGAUCCACAAACGCACCCACACAGGUGAAAAGCCAUUUAAGUGUGAGUUUGAAAGCUGCGACAGGCGCUUCGCUAACAGCAGCGACAGAAAGAAGCACAUGCAUGUGCACACUUCAGACAAACCCUAUCUGUGCAAAAUGUGUGACAAGUCCUACACACAUCCCAGCUCUCUAAGAAAACAUAUGAAGGUGCACGAAUCGUCACAAGGUUCGGAGUCCUCACCGGCAGCGAGCUCUGGUUAUGAGUCGUCUACUCCCCCGGUCCUGGUCUCUCCGUCUACCGACCCCCAAAACAGCAAUAAUUUAUCUCCUGCCUCGUCUGCAGUGCACACUAGCGCCGGCAUUUCCUCCAACUUCAAUGAAUGGUACGUUUAAAGAGCAAAGAAACGCAAAAACACACAUACACACACACACAUAGACACACACAACACACACGCAAAGACUACAGGCCUCCAACUUGGGGGAUCGGCGUCAGUGCUAACUUAACGUAAAAAACAAAAUGUAAAAACAAACUUUUUUCCCAGUUAAUGGGAAACGGAGAACACUGUAACCCUUCCGUACAAGCAAUAUCCAGUUCCAGAGAUUUUGCAGAGGCGAAGAUCAGCAUUAUUUAUAUCUUACUGAAUGAACCUUUUGACUACUUUUCCAACUUGGAACACAGAGUUGCAGCCUGUUAGUAUGAACUGUACCUGGAAUCCUUGAUGAAACACAGUCAUUCUGCGGUGACUAUGGAUAUCUUUCCUAAGGAGACAUGACAUUUCCAGAUUGCGCACAAAAUGGAAGCUUGAAGGACACAGAAAUGAUUGCCUUGUCGCUGUGUUUUAAUGUUGAGAUUUAUGUCACCUUUUUUCAGGGCGACCGAUUGUAAAAUCUUCAUGC
Messenger RNA from Hemiscyllium ocellatum (epaulette shark), 1857 nucleotides. RefSeq names its product zinc finger protein ZIC 2-B-like. The transcript is spliced from 3 exons. Gene Ontology annotation, cellular component: nucleus. Gene Ontology annotation, molecular function: DNA-binding transcription factor activity, RNA polymerase II-specific; RNA polymerase II cis-regulatory region sequence-specific DNA binding. The record is from RefSeq and is a predicted model, not a curated record. Gene Ontology annotation, biological process: central nervous system development; regulation of transcription by RNA polymerase II. NCBI's taxonomy places the organism in Eukaryota, Metazoa, Chordata, Chondrichthyes, Orectolobiformes, Hemiscylliidae. Bases 1 to 1353 code for a protein of 450 amino acids.